Molecule: messenger RNA, 523 nt
Organism: Blastocystis hominis
Lineage: Eukaryota; Bigyra; Opalinata; Blastocystidae
Exons: 4
Coding region: 33-443 (136 amino acids)
Biological process (GO): intracellular protein transport; intra-Golgi vesicle-mediated transport; retrograde vesicle-mediated transport, Golgi to endoplasmic reticulum
Cellular component (GO): COPI vesicle coat
Source: RefSeq, a predicted model, not a curated record
CAUCUCUCUAAUAUAAUAUCGAAUUUUGAGAUAUGCCUUAUACCGACGAUAUCAAAGUAGUGCGUGGGAUCGUGAUUCUUGAUGAAGAAGGCAAUUCGAUCACCAAGAAAUACUACACGAACGAUUUUCCUACUGUCGAGGCGCAAGAAGCGUUUGAACAGCAAAUCUUUAAGAAGUUCAAGCCAGCGAAUGUGAAGGAUGAGACCACGAUCGGUCUUCUUGAUAAGUAUGUUGUGAUCGGAAAAGCAGGAAACGAUUGUUCUAUAUUCUUCUAUGGAUCGGAUAGCGAAAACGAAAUGAUUCUGAUUACUGCGAUGGAUGGUUUCUACGAGGCUCUCAAGUUGAUUCUCAAAGACAAGCUAGAUCGCAACGAGAUGCUGAAGCGGAUGCCAUCCCUAUUCCUUCUGAUGGAUGAGCUUUGUGAUGCUGGGUACUUUUCGUAGCUCCUCCACGUAACUUGUAGCGUUUUAAAGGAGAUCGACGGGAAUGUUCUUGUGCGAAAUGUAGAAAUGCGACUAAAAUA